Fraxinus pennsylvanica is the source of this 438-nucleotide messenger RNA. Lineage: Eukaryota; Viridiplantae; Streptophyta; Magnoliopsida; Lamiales; Oleaceae. The record is from the annotation of a GenBank genome assembly.
AUGGCAGAGUCGAGCAUUUCCGUUUCUGUCAAUGUGGAAACAAUCUACCUUGGCGGAAAGUUGGGAGCUGCAGCACUUUGUCCUGAAGAUCCGAUUCCUUGUGUUGAUGAUUUAGCGGAUCAGAUUCUUGAAGUUCUAAACUAUUUUGGGCUUGGUGCAGUGAUGGAAAUUGGCGGGAGAGCUGGUGCUUACAUCCUCACCUUGUUUGCUGUACAGUUUUCAUAUCAGUUUCAACAAUGGGCUUGUGGAUCAAUGGUGACGGAGGAGCAGCCGCAUGCAAUAUUAAUACCGAUGGAGUAUUUUCUCAUGCGGUACGGACUGUAUCGAGCAAAUAAGGUUAGUAGUCCUCUUUCUCGCACUGCGCCUGAGCUUCUCUAUCCAGAAAGCAUGGGACUCAAGCUCAAACCAAUCAAGACUCGUGUCUCUACACAAAGAUGA